This is a messenger RNA of Menidia menidia (Atlantic silverside), 1620 nucleotides long. Lineage: Eukaryota; Metazoa; Chordata; Actinopteri; Atheriniformes; Atherinopsidae. The record is from the annotation of a GenBank genome assembly.
AUGAGUAACAUUUAUAUUCAAGAGCCACCAACAAACGGAAAAGUCCUGUUGAAGACCUCAGCUGGUGAAAUUGACAUAGAGUUGUGGUCUAAAGAGGCUCCUAAAGCAUGUAGGAACUUCGUCCAGUUGUGUAUGGAAGGUUACUAUGAUGGAACAAUGUUCCACAGAGUGGUGCGUGAUUUCAUCAUUCAGGGGGGCGAUCCUACAGGCACAGGGACCGGAGGGGAGUCCAUCUACGGCCGCCCAUUCAAGGAUGAGUUUCACUCCAGGCUGCGCUUCAUCCGGAGGGGCUUGGUCGCCAUGGCCAACGCGGGGCCACACGAUAAUGGGAGUCAGUUUUUCUUCACACUGGGACGCGCAGAUGAGCUCAACAACAAACACACCAUCUUCGGAAAGGUCACUGGGGACACAGUUUAUAACAUGCUGAGAUUAGCGGAUGUUGAAUGUGAUGCUGAAGAGAGACCCCUGAAGCCCCACAAGAUCAGAGUUGCAGAGGUUCUGCAUUCUCCCUUUGAUGACAUCGAACCCCGUGAAAAGAAGGGAAAAAAGGAAAAAGACAAAGAGGAGGCAAAGAAAUCUCAGUCAAAAGCCACGAAGAACUUCAGUCUGUUGUCAUUUGGAGAGGAAGCCGAGGAAGAGGAGGAGGCCGCGACACAAGUCAGCCAGACAUUAAAGGGAAAAAGCAAAAGCAGCCACGACCUUCUGAAAGAUGACCCCAGACUGAGCUCUGUUCCUGCAGUCAAAAAGAAAAAAAAGAAAAGAACAGCUGGAACUGGGGCUGACUCGGACGAUGACUCCGAGGACGACGAGGAGUCAGACGAAGAAUACGACUCGGAGGAGAGAGAGAAGAUCAGAGAGCUCAUCAGUCAGAAGCUGAAGAAAGAAAAAGGGGAGAAAGCGGCAGAGCCCGACGAGGAAGAGAGAGGGAAGAAGACCAGCCGCAGUGAUGAAUUACGGAAGGAAGCGCGCCAACUGAAGAAGGAACUGCAGGCCAUAAAGCAGCGGAGAGAAGAAAGUUUGAAACCUCCCACGAACGAAGUCAAAGAGGAAGUGAAAGAGCCAGCCAGCGAGGCGGUUGCUGAGUACCUGGAGGGAAAAAAGAAGUACGAAGGGCUCAAGACGCGCAAGCAGAAAAAAGGCUCGAGCAGAGAGGAGCAGACGCUGGCCCUGCUGAACACCUUCAAGUCCAAGCUGACGUCGGCCAUCAGCGAGGGUCCAGAGGAGGACGCGGAGGAGCUGGCUGAGGACGACGACAAAGGAUGGAUGGCCCAUGUCCUGCAGUUUGAUGAGCAAACCAGAAAAGUCAAAGAUGCCAACAUGCAGGACGAGGACACGUUUGAGAUCUACGACCCGCGCAACCCCGUCAACAAGAGGAGGAGAGAGGAGAGCAAGAAGCUCAUGAAGGAGAAGAAGGCCAAAAGAGGCUCUGGUCUGUGGGAAAGCGGGCGGGGCGGGGCCCAGCAGAUAGCAGGUGCCGCGGCCCUGACCUCCCCAUCCCGGGCCGGCAUUCCUGCCUGCCUGUGCAUGGGCCUCCUACAGCACGCCGUCUGCAUCCAAACGCUGUCCGGAGCGCUUCAGACUCUGCCCAGCACCUCUGACCACAGCUGCUCCUCUGGAUAG